AUGGACAAGAGUGAGCCUACCUACAACCCCCCCCCAUCAUACAGGGUUUUCCAGCCACAAGGGGAGAGGUUGCUGCUUCCUUAGGGUGGCCCUGCAGGUGGUAGACACCCAUGUGCUGACCUACCCCAGGGCUCCCAGGGAGCACAGUGUAGUCCUUUGUCCAGUGGCUCAGUGCCUGGCCAUGGGGAGCUGGACUUAGGGGCCUUACUGAACAGGGAUUUGGAGUGUAAGGGGAAGCUAUUGAAAGUUUCAAGUUCUGAGCAUGGUACUGUACCCCCUCACCACCCUCCCAGACCUGACAGCAAAAACAAGAAACCUGACAGGCAUCACUGCUUCUUAGAUGAUGCAGGUAUUGAGGUGUGUGUGUGCAACUGGGGCCACCAUGAUGAUGGUCUCAAAGAAUUCAAUACAUUCAUAGAUGAUGCCCUGGAUGGGCCCCUGGAUGCCUGUGACGGUUGUCGCAUAGAGCUCUGCCUGUCUUCUGAGUAGUAGGCUUGAGAACCUGGGCUCCCCCACCGGCCACCACUGCCUUGGUGCCUGCUGCUAAACACCAUCACCGAAUAGGACUCACCAAACUCACAGUGCAGCAGCUUCCACCUCACCCCCACCCCUGCCAGGUAG
Messenger RNA from Mesocricetus auratus (golden hamster), 621 nucleotides. RefSeq names its product WW domain binding protein 1 like. The record is from RefSeq and is a predicted model, not a curated record. NCBI's taxonomy places the organism in Eukaryota, Metazoa, Chordata, Mammalia, Rodentia, Cricetidae.